Messenger RNA from Lytechinus variegatus (green sea urchin), 3278 nucleotides. Its product is annotated as prefoldin subunit 3-like. Bases 8 to 568 code for a protein of 186 amino acids. Gene Ontology annotation, molecular function: tubulin binding. The record is from RefSeq and is a predicted model, not a curated record. NCBI's taxonomy places the organism in Eukaryota, Metazoa, Echinodermata, Echinoidea, Temnopleuroida, Toxopneustidae. Gene Ontology annotation, biological process: tubulin complex assembly; microtubule-based process; protein folding. The transcript has 6 exons. Gene Ontology annotation, cellular component: cytoplasm; prefoldin complex.
UCUAAACAUGGCUGGAGACAGUGAGAAAAACCUUGCAAAACCCGCUGGCAUUCCUGAGGCUGUAUUCGUUGAAGAUGUAGACAGUUUUAUGCAGAAACCCCAGAAUGAGUCUGCUGAGAUUGUGUUGAAGAGAUUAGAAGAACAGCAUCAAAAGUAUAAAUUCAUGGAAAUGAAUUUAUUGCAGAAAAAGAGAAGAUUAAAGGGCCAGAUUCCUGAUAUUAGAACAACUUUAGACAUUGUCAAACAUUUACAAAGUAAACAGGGUUCUGAAGAUGAGUUAAAGACACAGUUUCUUUUAUCAGACCAAGUGUAUGCCAAGGCUACUAUACUACCUACCAAGAAAGUUUGUCUGUGGCUAGGGGCUAAUGUGAUGCUGGAGUAUGAACUGUCUGAUGCCGAGGCUCUCCUCUCCAAGAACCUGAAAGCAGCAACAGAGAGCCAGACUCAGGUUGACAAGGACCUGGACUUUCUCAGGGACCAGUACACCACCACUGAAGUCAACAUGGCACGUGUCUUUAACUGGGAUGUGAAACGGCGGCAGGCAGCAGCGGGGAAAGGAUCGUCAUAGCAAGAGGACUGAAUCCGCAUCAGCAAUAUUAUUCCUUUCAUCGCAUGAGAGUAGCCGUUUUUUUUUUUAAUAGAAGUGGAUGUAUCGUACAAGUUGCAGAUUUGAAUCAAAUAAAAAGGACUGAAAGAACUAGUAUAUAUGUAUUUCAUUGAAACAAUGACUCACAAGAAUUUCAUGCAUUGUCAGUCAACAGGAGGAUUUAAUUUGACCCUUUAAUUAUCGGUCUUCGUUAUUUUUAAUGGUAUCCAACUGAAAGCAAGGAUUAGUUCACCUAUGACAAGUAGCCAAGUACAGGUAUUAUUUCUAGUAGACCAUUUCAUUAAAUUUGUCGGCACAGAGAAGUUGCCAAAAUAAUUGUCCAACAUCGGAGCUUUUCAGCCAAUCAAGCAAAGGGAAGUUAUCAGAUCUGGGGCCCGUUGCAGAAAGGGUUGCGUUUAUAAAACGCAAGCCAAAAAAUCAAUCGCAAGUCCCAAAUGCGCGCUGUUGAUUGGUUGAAAAUCAAUUUACGCAUGAAUUUUAGAGCUGCGAUUGAUUGCAACUCUUUCUGCAAAGGGACCCUGACAACUUGUCUGAUGUCAAGUACCUCCCACUAUGAUUAAGUUGCUAGGUCCAUCAUAUUUGUCUGACCCAGCAACUUGUCAUUAUGAAACUUUCAUUGUCAUUGGACAAAAAUGAUAUUAUAGGUAUCUUGUAUUCCAAGCACUUUAAACCUACACCACGCUGUGCAAAUGACUGCAACUGAAUUUAAUUCUUAAAAAUUCAAUCGUAUUUGGACAAGAACCAGAAUGGUCAACCAGAGAGAGAGCAAGCCAAAUCGUAUACCGUUCCCAGGCCAGCUAUGAUCGGUGGCACUGCGAUUCUCUGCCUUUUUGCCGUUGUCUAGAACCUGAUAGGCUAUAUUGUAAUGUGCAAUCUCGAUAUACCUAUUCAUACAGUAAUUUACAGUAAGUCGAACAAAUUUACCUCGUGAAUAUUUAGAAUCAUCACAUUUUUCUUUUUAAAAUUCAUUUGCAGUCAGUUCCAUAGUGAGGUGGGCUUUACUAGGACUGGUGAAAUUAAAUAUUAAAUGGUUUAUUCAUAUCUCAUAGCAAUCCUUUUGAAUAUUAGUCAAACACAUUUCAAAAAUUUCUUUGAUAUUGGUACCUUUGCUUCUUUUAGUUGGUGUACUACAUCCAAUAAAAUAAAAGAAUUUGUGGGGAGAUUUGUUGUUGGCACUGAUUAACUAAAACGCCAUCUUAAAAUGUAUUUAAUGAUUCUACACGCUGUGAGGCAACAGUUUGUUACUUGCAUUCUAAUCUUGAUGCUUCAAGCUAAAAAGCUAAAUUCACAUGAACCUCCCAACGUGUGAUGAGUUAAAAAAAAAUCAAAACAUUUGUAUGUUUUUGCUUCCUGUCUGUUCAUGAGUGACUUUUUAUAUUUUCCUAGUGUGGGCAAAACUUGCCCAAAUGAUAUUGUACAGAUAAAUUUUCUUUGUCCCUUGUAUAUCCAGAACAGUACUAGGGGUUCAAGAAGAUAAUCCCUUUUUAAUAGCAACUGUAUGUAGCAGUAAAUUGCCACUUGGUCCACACCCACUGUAUGUUUGGUCUCAUCCAACACGCUGUAAUCCUAGGUCAUCUCUGUACGACUGGUUUGUCUACUAACCAUUUGUUCUAAUUGCCACCAAGUCCAAUGUCUAUUUUGUCUAAUUGUCUCAUAUCUGGUCAGGCUAUUCCCACUGUGUCGAAUUUGUCAACUUGGCCAUUCACCAAUUAGUUUGCAUUAUGAGAUUUUAAGUUGAAAAGUGUAAAAACGUAAGAAGACAUACAUGUAUUGGGAAGUAGAAUAUCUGGGCCUAAGACUGAACGAUAGACCAACCGGCAAUUGGACCAAAGUGAUAGUAGACCAAGUGGAUUUAGUCAUGAUGGUGUAUAGAUGAUCAGAAAAUUGGACCAUCUGCAAAUAUUAUAAGUGAAUACAAACUUGUGUAGUUUUUACCAAACAUGACCACACACAUGCAAGAUUUAGUGUACAUGUUGAAGAUUCCAGCAGGAUUUGCAAUGGUUUAUUUCCAAUUGGUCGAAUUACCAACUCGUCUACUAUCAUUUUGUCUAUCAUCAAUUCGUCCACUAUCCACAUGGUCUAAUUGCCAUUUCAUCUACUCAUCAUUUCGUCUAAUAACUAGUUGGUCCAAUAGCCAUUAAGUCCAUAAACCAUUUGGAUAAGUGGUAAUUGGGUGAAAUGAAUGAAAAGAAAAUGGGUAUUAGACGAAAUGGUCAUCGACGAACUAGUGAUUAGAUGAAGUGAUUAAUGAACCAAAUAUCCUGGUUGUUAGAGGAAAGGUUUAUGGACGGAAUGGCAUUAGACUAAAUGAAGGUAGACCAUGUGAUGAGUGGACGAGUUGGCAAUAGACGAAUCUGCAGUUCACCUUUGCAAUUUUGAAUAUCACAUGGAAAUCUGGAUUUUCAAGAUGUUACGAAUCCAACCCCACUCUUCUUCUGCAAUCAGGAAACAAACUCAAGUUACUUAUUAAAUUUAUGUGUAGUUGUCGUUACUAUUCACAGGCGAUGACAUCGAGUUUGGAUGUUACUGCACCUCAAGCCCCUGCUGUAUUAGCUACUUAUUGACACACUUUGUAUUGUCGAGCAUUACAUACAUGUGUAUGUUAUUGCAUUGUAAAUUGUGUUAUUUUUUCUUAUGUUUGAAUUAAAUAUGCAGUGUAUUAAUAACUAAA